GCCGGCGCAGGCGGAAGCCCCGUGGCGGGCGGCGGGGGAGCGGAGCUGUCCCGCGCGCUGCACGAGCGGCGGUAGAAGACCGGCGGCGUUGCCGCCGCCAUGGGAGCGGAGCAUAGCGCGGAGGCCGAGAGCCGCCCGGGCGAGCCCAGCGCCUCAGCAUCUCCAUCGCCAGCCAAACAACGGGCAAAAAUGGAUGACAUUGUGGUGGUAGCCCCUGGAACGCAGUCCUCACGGAAUGUCAGCAAUGAUCCAGAUGUCAUAAAACUGCAGGAAAUUCCAACUUUCCAGCCCCUUUUGAAAGGACUCCUCAGUGGGCAGACUUCGCCAACCAGCACCAAACUGGAAAAGCUGGACCCCCAGCAGGUGCUACAGCUCUGUCUUCGGUAUCAAGAUCAUCUUCACCAGUGUGCAGAAGCGGUUGCCUUUGAUCAGAAUGCACUUGUGAAGCGGAUCAAGGAGAUGGACCUCUCCGUGGAAACACUUUAUAGCUACAUGCAGGAGCGGCAGAAGAAGUAUGCCAAGUAUGCGGAGCAGAUCCAGAAGGUCAAUGAGAUGUCUGCCAUCCUCCGCCGCAUACAGAUGGGCAUCGACCAGACGAUACCGCUGAUGGAGCGACUGAACAGCAUGCUGCCCGAGAGCGAGAGGCUGGAGCCCUUCAGCAUGAAACCUGAGCGGGAGCUGAAGGCUUAGUGGCUCCGCAGCCUCCCCCUCCUCACCUUCCACGCUCCCGUGUUGAGCAUAGACAUGCUUCUAGCGGGCAGGAUGGGCAGAGGUUGGAAGCGGGCAGGCGGCGCGGCCCGACUCCCUGCCAGGGCAUUGGAGGAGGAGUGGUGGCAGCUGCCAGGACUGCGCUGCCAGAGGUCCAGGAGCUCCCCAGCCCUGUCCUCUGGAGAUGAUUUAUUAGUCGUUCGUCUCCCUCUUCUUGCCCUCCUGCCUCGUUUACCGCUCCCACAGCCUGUGCUGAGACAUUUGUUUCAUUGCUGGGACUAGAUUAGGGUUGACAGAGGAGUUUUCUUUCAUCUGAUUUUUGAGGUUUUUUACUAGAAAAAUUCAAAGGGAUAUAGGGUGUUACAAACCCUCUAACCUGCUUUUUUUUGUGCCACUGGGGUUUAUACAAUUAGAUGGCUGGCAGGUAUUUCUGAGAUCCCCUGGCCUUGGAAAUAUGUGUUUUAUAGGUGAAAGUGCGGGAGCCAGGAACUGACUUAUUAAAAUCUGCCUAUUAUCAUAAUUAACGUGGUUUGCAUGGCAGGGUUUUGGCACGUCCUCCUUGAGGCUCCUGUUUUUAUGAGCUCACUAAUUUAUGACACUGUAAAGGAAUAACUGUUCCAGACAAAUAGGAGCAAGCCUUAUUGUUCCUCUCCCCCUUGCCCUGGCCACAUCCCCAUGUCCCUCACCUCACACAGUGAUUCUGACAGGCAGUGGCACUGACCUACUCACUUUACAUCCCAAAGUUAGACCCGAGGUGUCUUUUUUAACUUUUAUUGGGACACUCCACUUAUCUUGGUGCUGCCUUUUCUAUCAGAGGAAUAAAGUUGUUUAUUUACCUUCAAGUGUAUGAAGUUGGAGAGAGGAGACAAGAGAGGCCCUUUGGGUCUUUGAAUUGGCUUAGCUGCUGCCAGGCCAAGAACUUUCCUGAGCACAGUGUUUAAUGACUGAAACUACAUGGCCAACUGAGACCGCGCUCAGGGAAGUGCUCCAAAGGCAACAAGAUGUUCUUGCCUUCUCCCAAGCCAAGGGCCCCACUGGAAGGCAGGCAAUGUGUCUGCACCUCCCAGGUCCUGGGCUGGCCCACAGGAGAUGGAUUGGUUGACAAGCCUGUCCCCGAUCUGCUGGCUGCAGGUAAUUUGCAGCACCUCUCUGAGCUUUGGUUUCCCUCCGUAUAAAAUAGGGAGAUAUUUGACACGCUGCUGUAUAAAACCACUUACAAAUGUAGAAAUAGGGCUUAACAGCCUGUGUCACCGUUACGUGGCAGCUCUUGUCCGCAGCAGAAAGAGCAUGAAACUGGAAGUGAGGAGCCGUUGGUUUGCUGGGUUAAGGGUAGGUUUGUGUUACAUCAGUCCCAGGAUACUGUUGCUGGUGAGGAGGCUGAAGCGCACCCGUGAACCCUAAGGAUGGUAGUAUGCCAGGAGCACAAUUCCAGUGCUGAGGGCAGCCCUCUUUGGGAGCCAGUGACAGCCCAUCUUACAGUACAGCACAAGGCUAGGUGACUUGCCAAAGGUGACUUUCUUCAAUACCUCUUUGUACUUAAGAGUUUGAAGAGUUACAGAUUGUCUCUGAGCAUUUGAGAGUAAAAGUGCAGUAGGUUUGUGACUGUAUUAGUGAGUGGCUGGUGGCAGGGGUGACAGGCCAUUCUCUCCUUGCUUUCCCAAAGGCCGUGUGGCCUAGAGUGAGGUUUUGUGACUCAGACUGCCGCCAAGUUCAGAUGUGUGUCUGAACCACAGCGGUGACUGGCUCCAGGGCCCGCUGAACACUGUUGGAAAGCAGAGUCCUGUAGAAAACAAUGCCCUGCUUCAGAGAGGGCAGGGAACUCGGCAGGAGAUUUUCUAGUACAUGCAGCAGAGCCAGCCUCCAUGUCUGCUGCUCCCACCCCAGAGUUGUUAGACAGUUGUAUAUAUGUAGGCGUAUGCUGUAUGUUGCACAGGAUGUAACAUCAGACUUCCAUCCUUGCUUAUGCCCCCUGCAGUGUUUUAUACUUUGUUCAAAGCUUACAUGAGACUUCAUAGACCAUGAAAACCUGCUUGUCAUGGCUAUGCCCAUGAGAGACCUCAUUGUCCAUCAUGGAAUAUGCCUCAGCCUCCUGCCGUCAGACACUUCAGAAUAUUGAGCAGCUUGAAAUAGCGGCUGCAGGCAUUUUUGUCCUCUUCACCCAGAUGAUGCUGUCUGGAAGUUUAGAAUGUGCGACAUUCAGCCGUCUGCCAGACGGGAUCAUGGAUAUCCCACACCCUGGCGUGCUGGAAGCUUAUAGCGGUGGGAAGAUCCUGAUAUUGGAUUAGGCUGCAGAUGCUCUCUCCUGUAAAGCUUUUAGACAUUUGGCCUCAUGCUAUUAAGUACUGGAUCAAAGCAUUGCUGGUGGUGCUAAUGAGGGCGAGUACUAUUCCUUGUCUGAAAGCUGCAGGAGAGAGGGCUGCAAACCAGUUCCUUCCUUACUUGCUACAAAACAUCUGAUUAUUUUGAGAAAAUGCUUGUUCUUACAAACACUGGUCUUAAAGUUCGUGGCUAUGCAGCUGGGUUUCCCAGCUAGAGCUUUCUGAGCAGCAGGAGUAAGUUGUGGAAAACAGUAACAGCUUAACUAGAAAGAAACUGGAGCUGAAACAUGAAGGGUGACCUCUUCCAAAGCAGGCAGGUCAUCUUCAUUCCACAGGUGACAGCAUUGUAUGGGUAUGGUCAGAUAGUGUGCACCCUCUAACUGUUCUCAGAUGAUGGUUUACAGUUUUAUUUAAAACAAACUUUGUCACUGUCUUCAUUAACCGUAAGUCUUCGAGCCUCUCACUGAGGGGAAGACGUUUGCUGCCACACCUUCUUGAGCUGCCAUUUGUUGUUUGGCUGCUCCUCGUUAUUCGCUUUGCUUUGCAUGUGCCACUGCGGGCUCCAUCUCAGGCACAGGUGAUGCUCAAGGUGAGAGUGUUGCUUUGCUCCCUUUCCUACUGUUUGGCAGGAAAUUUAAGAUGUGACUGGAAUUACUUUUCUGCUUAUGGAUUUCCUUCUCCAAGGCAAACGCUGUUGGAGAAGGCCUCAGGUAUCUCUCCCAAAUGCACUAGCCAUUACUUCUAUGGCAACGUUAGUGCUAUGGACAGAGGAACAUAGUGCGUUCCACCAAACCCAAACAUUUCUGCCAUUUUCUGCGUGGCCUGGGGUACAGGUCUGAAAAGCUCGCGAACAGAGUGAGUCUUUGGGCCUGUGGUUCCCUGCCAGCCUGAGCUGCUCUGGUUCUUUCCUUGACUCUGCUGUUGCAGCCCCCACUUAGUGCUGCCGAUGGUGCUUGUUGCGUCCUGCACUAGUCAGUGUGCUACACGUGCAGAAGAGGUUUCCUUUGUUGUGUCUGUUAUGUUUUUUGUAAUUUAUUGCUUUGACAGGGUGCUAAAGUGCCAACCUAUCUGCAGGGCAAUUUCUGUGAAGACCUGGUAAAUGGGACAGAAAAGAGUUUUGGGGUUUUUAAAAAAUAUAUGUAUUUUAAAUUAAAGAUAUUUAAAUAUUUAAAGUAUAUUUUCCCCUCUUAUAAGCUUUCACACAGAAAGAUAAGUAGUACGCAUUCUCUCUCUCUCUAGGACUGUGUGCCAGUGGUUUCCUGAGGUACUGUUGUAACGUCCCUCCCGUGCUGAGCUGCCAGAGUGUAUUUUGAUUAGUAGCCUUGUGGCUGAGCACUCCUUAAUGUAUGGGGUGGUUGUCCCAUUAGCAGGCUCGCUCUCCUUUCUGCUCCCUCCAUGCCAUGUGUUCCACAGCUCCAAUAUUAAAACAUUUGGUAUUGCUCCUUUCCAA
This is a messenger RNA of Colius striatus (speckled mousebird), 4476 nucleotides long. It is a transcript of the gene BORCS5, whose product is annotated as BLOC-1 related complex subunit 5. The record is from RefSeq and is a predicted model, not a curated record. Gene Ontology annotation, biological process: organelle transport along microtubule; positive regulation of anterograde synaptic vesicle transport; lysosome localization. The transcript is spliced from 4 exons. Bases 100 to 690 code for a protein of 196 amino acids. Gene Ontology annotation, cellular component: BORC complex; synaptic vesicle membrane; cytoplasmic side of lysosomal membrane. Lineage: Eukaryota; Metazoa; Chordata; Aves; Coliiformes; Coliidae.